Sinocyclocheilus anshuiensis is the source of this 1116-nucleotide messenger RNA. Its product is annotated as kinesin-like protein KIF26A. Gene Ontology annotation, molecular function: microtubule motor activity. The transcript has a single exon. The record is from RefSeq and is a predicted model, not a curated record. Gene Ontology annotation, biological process: microtubule-based movement. Lineage: Eukaryota; Metazoa; Chordata; Actinopteri; Cypriniformes; Cyprinidae. The annotation marks the transcript as partial.
GCAACCAUUGACAAAUUGUCCAUAUCUAAGUGCCCUCUAUCUUAUGACAGUACCAAAGCAUCCCUUGGUGGUCCAAAGUCGAUAAGAUCUAAUAGACUCAUGAUCUCACAGUCUGCCCAGAUCUCAUACAUUUCUACACUCCCUAGAAAGAGCACCCAAGCUGCAUCUUCUAGCAGUAGCUACAGCCAUGAGCUACAACGCCAAGGUAGCAGAAUAGAUGAACAAUGGACCCACACUAGUAGUGGGCUACACUCGGCCAGGAAUUCUGAGUUUAGCUCUGUUAGCAAACCACCGAAAAAUAGCACGAGUGGGAUUCCGUCCAGAAAGACAAGCGGGAAUAGCAACAGUGUACCUCGCCCUCCUAAAAUGCAUGUGUCGUCCACAUCUCAGAGGGUUGUGGAUGGUUGUGAGAAGUCGAGUGUUAAGAAAGGGGACCUGAGCAAGAUGCCUCAGCUCAGGAGAGGAGCCACCACUCUCGGCAUGGUCUCAGUGCCCCAUAGCUCCUCUGAGAUGAAAUGGGGUAAUGAUGCCUCUCAAACAACUGGUAGCCUGAAAUUCUCAUCCUUAGGAAAGAGAGCUAAUGGACAGAAGGGUAGUAUGCUCCCUAAGUCCGGAAGCAUGUCACCCCCUGCUCCACCUGUCCGAAAGUCAAGCCUCGACCAGAGAACACGCAUUUUGUUGUCUCCUAGUGCCUUAAAGUCUGUAGGUAAUGAUGGAACAAGAUUGUCUUCCUCCAAAGCAUUGAUUUCUGAGGAGGACUUUGAUGUUCGAGUUAGAGGGGAAUCCUUUAGCUUUAAGUCAUCCAGCCUGAAGACAGCUUCUAGUCUCAGAUCACAUAGUGCUAAAGGAGACAGUGGAAGGCAUUUUGGUAGUCUUAUGUCACUUGAAAGGUGUGACAGUUUAACCUCAGUGGGUUCCAAACCAAUAACAUCAAGGGAAAACAGUAAUGUCAGUAUCAGUAGCACUGGCAAAUCUGCUAAAAUGGUGCCAAAACCUGGGACACCCUGUUCAAUAUCUACACCAACCGUUACUUCCCCUCCAUCUACUAGUGGAAUUUGUAAGCUUGGACAAAUAAAAGCCAGUAUAACUCCUAGAUCCAUUGUUGGGAAUGGCAAC